Diatraea saccharalis (sugarcane borer) is the source of this 1377-nucleotide messenger RNA. Lineage: Eukaryota; Metazoa; Arthropoda; Insecta; Lepidoptera; Crambidae. The record is from the annotation of a GenBank genome assembly.
AUGCUCAAGAUGGCAGACGCUUGUGCUGACAGUUCUAAGCAGACUAGGUUUCAUGAGAUGCACGUCCAACGGCAUAACAACGUUAGCAUCCUGUACGCGGAUAUCGUCAACUUCACACCACUCUCCGAGAGACUCAGCGCCUCUGAUCUCGUGAAGACGCUCAACGAACUCUUUGGAAGGUUCGAUCAAAUUGCUCAGGAGAACCAGUGCAUGCGCAUUAAGAUCCUCGGUGACUGCUACUACUGCGUGUCCGGGUUACCGGUGUCCCGUCCCAAUCACGCAUACAAUUGUGUCAAUAUGGGCCUGCAAAUGAUCGACGCCAUAAGGUUCGUGCGCGAAGCGACUGGUUUCAACGUGGACAUGCGCAUUGGAAUACACACUGGCAACGUGUUGUGUGGCGUGCUCGGCCUACGGAAGUGGCAGUUCGAUGUCUGGAGUGAUGACGUCACGCUCGCCAACCACAUGGAAUCCGGCGGUAUCGCAGGGUAAACACUCGUGCGGACUUACUACUCGUACGAAUCAACAAGAAACGCGAAGGCCUAUUCUGUUUGGAGGAAAAAAAGCAUUUUUUGAUAAUUUAUGAUGCUACUAAGGUAGGAUCUUUACGAUUUUUAAGAAAUUAUAAGAACGGUCCCAAACUUUACAAAAUGUUUGUCGAGUGCAAAAAGAAGAGGACCUUUUGUAUUUGUACUCGAUAGGUGUCUUGUUAAUUCGUAAGAGUUAUACCUUAAACUAUAAUACUUCUGAACCAUAGUAGCUUUUUAUCUUCUUCUCGUAUCGUUCACAGUAAUGCUCGGCGACAGGUUUGAAGUGGAACCAGGAGAUGGUGGAUCCAGGGAAGGGUACCUGGCUGACCAUAAAGUGGAGACCUACCUGAUUGUGCCGCCUAAGAAACCAGGUGCUUCAGAAAAUGGUCGUCUAUCAGUUUGCACAGUAGACCGCAAAGCGAGCAUAGUCUCUUCUAUAUAUCAGGAAGUAUCUCCAACCAAGCACAAGAACAGCAUCAGCCCUGCCCCAUCGCAACAUAGCUUUGUAGAUGAAGGACCAAAGGUGUUGAGAACGGAAUCGUUGAGGAUGGCAGGUCCUGGAGACUUAAGUAGAAGAGCUUCGGUUAAAGUGGAUGGUCCAAAAACCGUAGCGUUUGAUCCUAACAAUGCAGCUUCUAAUCCCGCUGAAGGGAUUGGUAAUGGAGCUGUGGUCACUGCAAAGCCAAAGAGUCGUAGUGGAUCUAUUAUAGGAGCAAUCAGUCCAAUUAUGGGAACAGAGGAUCAGUCUGAGGACUCGCCUCCUCCUUCUUCUACCACAUCAGAGACUUUGCAACCGUUUCCUUCUUUCCUUAGGUUGCUAAGCACGAUAUCGGUGGAAUCUUUAAGUUAG